CACUGUCCCCCUUUGCAGCACAGGCUGCCCUGUGGGGCUCCCAGUGGGGCAGGCGGAUGGACGCUGUUGUGGUCCUGAGCUCUCUCUGGCGAUGUCCCCGCAGCCUGUCCCAGAACAGCAUCACGGACGUGGGUGCCUGCAAGCUUGCCGAGGCCCUGCCCUCGCUCUCUGCAUCCCUUCUCAGGCUCAGCUUGUACAACAACUGCAUCUGCGACGCUGGCGCCGAGAGCCUGGCACGUGCGCUUCCUGAGAUGGGGUCCCUGCGGGUGAUAGACGUCCAGUACAACAAGUUCACGGCUGUGGGCGCCCAACAGCUGGCUGCCAGCCUGCGGAAGUGUCCGUACGUGGAGACCCUGGCGUAAGUCUCCGCAGCCGGUGUGGG
Molecule: messenger RNA, 382 nt
Organism: Heterocephalus glaber (naked mole-rat)
Lineage: Eukaryota; Metazoa; Chordata; Mammalia; Rodentia; Bathyergidae
Source: RefSeq, a predicted model, not a curated record